This is a messenger RNA of Microthlaspi erraticum, 837 nucleotides long. NCBI's taxonomy places the organism in Eukaryota, Viridiplantae, Streptophyta, Magnoliopsida, Brassicales, Brassicaceae. The record is from the annotation of a GenBank genome assembly.
AUGGACUUCCGAAGCAGAAGAGUUCAAUUUCUGUUUUUAGCUAUCGGAAUCGUCGUUCUCAGUAUGACGGCUGAGAAAUGUAGAGAGCUUGUUGGAGAAGAAGCUGCAUCAAAGAGUGGACAGUUUACAUUCUUGAACUGCUUCGACAUGAGCUCAGGAACCGUAGCCUGCGCGGUUAAAGAAGGCGUGAAGCUCUACUUCUACAACAUAAGAUCCAUCCACGUCGAGAGAGCCCGAAACGUAGCCAUCGAGAAAGCCUUGCACGAGGCGUUGGGUAAAGGCAUGGCUGCAACGGAGACGGCCAAAGAAGCGCAGAGAGCGGGCGAGAAAGCGGCUAAACUUGCGACAAGGCAAGCGAAACGGAUCAUAGGACCGAUUGUUGCGUCCGGUUGGGAUUUCUUCGAGGCGCUUUACUUUGGAGGGACGUUGACUGAAGGGUUCUUGCGUGGGUGUGGGACUUUGGUUGGUGCUUACUCAGGAGGGUAUGUUGGUGAGCAGAGGUUUGGUCGGUUUGGUUAUCUUGUUGGGAGUCAUUUAGGGAAUUGGAUCGGCGCAAGGGUUGGUUUGAUGGUUUAUGAUGUUGUGAAUGGUGUACACUUCUUCAUUGAGACUUACCAAUCUGGUGAAAGUAUUGUGGAUCAGUCUAGUUAUGGAACUUCUGAGGAUCAGUCUACAUUUGAAACUUCUGAGGACAAGUCUACAUAUGGAACAUCUGAGGAUCAGUCUACAUAUGGAACUUCUGAGGACAAGUCUGCAUUUGAAAGUUCUGAGGAUCAGUCUACAUUUGAAACUUCUGAGGAUCAGUCCACAUAUGAAACUAAGAGUUAUGAGCUUUAG